This is a messenger RNA of Williopsis jadinii, 1071 nucleotides long. RefSeq names its product Ait1p (gene AIT1). The transcript has a single exon. The record is from RefSeq and is a predicted model, not a curated record. NCBI's taxonomy places the organism in Eukaryota, Fungi, Ascomycota, Saccharomycetes, Phaffomycetales, Wickerhamomycetaceae. Bases 1 to 1071 code for a protein of 356 amino acids.
AUGCUCUGGUCAUCGUCAUCGAUCGAGAUGACAGAAUUCGUCAUUCUUACACUGUUUUCCUUGACCACUGUGAUUGUAAGCUCACUGUUAAGCCUGUAUAUACCAGUCGUCGAGCAGGAUAACACUUUCAUACCUCAAGGCGUUGAUUAUCUCAGGACAGUGAUACUAGCGUCUGGAACCGCUCUAUUGCUAAACUAUCUGUACAGAUUUGUUGAUGUGAUGCUUAUCUAUUGCAAAGUAUGGCUUGAGUUCCUAGCUCUUUUAUUACUUGCGUACCCGCAAAGAACAAACAUUGACUCUUUGGCGCCGAACGCUAGGUGGAACUUGGUUAAACGUCAAGGCUAUCUAUUUGGAGUGUGCUAUCAGGCCAUCUACUUAGCCUUUUACCUCUGGGAUCUAUGGUUUGUGGAGUUGGAUGAGGAGCAGCUCUCAAGGCUUGUGCAGGACGAUAUAGACGAGAACUUACACCAAAAAGUGAUUCAGAAGUCCACACUCUCAAACUGUAUAGAAUUCAGAAGGAAAUCGAGCAGCUUGAAGAAAGUGAUCUACUCUACAGAGUAUCAGCCGCGAGCUGUGCCCAACGAGACGAAUAAUUUGUUGAAAGACGAUAUCAUCAGCUAUCAAUCCGAUGCAAUAGGGUCGAGCUCCAACUCGCGGUACGAGCCGGCACUUGACGAGGACAGCCCUGGUCACACUUGUUCAAUGACUGCGGUUGUCUCCAGAAGCUCCAUACCCGGUGAUUCCAAGGGGGUGGAUCCACGAUGGAUCCUGGAGAACUGUGCGUGGAUCAUCAUCACAACGUUAUACGAGAUCGGAAUCAGUUUAAUCCUCUCCAUUUCAUUCAUCUACGUCCCGGAGAUGGACGAUUCCUUAUUCACGCUGUUGGAGAGAUUCUUCUACAACAAGACGGACAUUUUCUGCGUGUCAGUGGUCAUACCCUUAUUCAUCAUAACCUCGUUGGUGCAGAUACUAUUGCAUCUAUCUACAAAGCCUGGUCAGCGCAGAAGGACGUUUGGCAUCUUUGCGCUCGUGUGCACUGUCAUAUUUGGAUUCUCAAUGGUUGCAACGUGA